AUGGUGAAGGUCAUUGGCAUUACCAUGAAGACGCUCUGGGCCAUCGGAGAAUUCUCGGCUCGUGAGGGGGACACGGGUCAAGGUGCUUUCGCAAAGGCUCUGGGUGACGCAGUUCGCAGCUGCUAUCCUGGUUUCCGAGCCCUCAAUAUCGAUGGCAUCACUCAAAAGGUUGCGGCUGGGGUGGGACAGCAACUGAUGCGGAUCCAUCCGCACCUGGCCAUCGCCAGCGGCUUCGGCUCCUCUCGGCGCUUGGCGGACGUGGAGCCCGUGGAGCCCUGCCUCACUGGAAAAGACGCCCAGCGCGACGUCUUCGUGGAGCGGAUCACCACCGCGGUCAACGAGGCGGUGGAGGAAGCGCGACGGAGGAGUUGGCAGAUCUUAGAGCACGAUGCGCGGCCCUGCCAACGCUCCUGCCACGAGAGCGUGCUGAAACAUACCGUGGAGACGCUCUGGGACUCAGGACACGACCAGGUGGUCCCCAAAGGACUCCUCUCCUUGGGGAAUUCGGAUGCCUUGGCGCUCACAGCGCUUCAGGGUGCCAUCUCGUCUUGCUUCGCCAAGCUGCCAGAACAGGAAGCUGCAGAGCUAGCGGGGGAGGCGCUGGUGCGUUUCCAACAUCCCAUGGCCAUGAAACCGGCGGGGUCGAUGGGGUCGAUGGCUGUGGCUCCUGUGCCGGAGCCGGUGCCAUGGCAGAACCAGGAGAUCUAUUUGAUCUGGAGGCUGAUCCACAUGGCUAGCUGGGCUGGCUGGGCAUCCAUUCCGAAAAUCAUCGGCCUCCUCUUCCUCCAAAGAUUGAAACCCUUGAGUGCCUGUCCUGAAAGUGACCCUUGCUUUCGCUGCUUCGGAGUGAUUUUCCAAAAGCAGGUGGCUGAUGGCUGGGUCUCAGACUUUCCGCCCGAGUGUCGAGCUCCGGAAACGCUGCCGCAGGGCCUGCCACGAAUGCCCUCGGGGCCCCCGGAAGCCUAUGGCGCGCGCUUUCGCUGCACCUGUUGUCAACAGGAAGUCUUCGAAUCGCAGCUGGAGUACCAUGCUUCCUUCUGCCUGCCCGAGCCCGAGCCGCCAGCACCAGUGCCUUUGUCGCUGGGGCCCUCGGCCUGGCUGGCGCAGCUGCCGCGGCCGGCGGUGCCGGGGCGUAUCGAGGCGCCACGGAAGAGGUCGGACAGUGGUCGCGAGAGCGACUUGUGUAGCUGGCCGGAAGAGGAACUCUUGCUGAACGCAUCUUCGGAGUGGGAGCAAAUUGACUUGGCCAAGAGCCCUCGCAUUUCGCGGGCGCCAAGCGAGGAGAGACGAUGGUGGCGAUGGGAGGACAGUGAGAUCCAAAUCCACCAUGCUCAGGCAGAUGAACGCAUCGCCAAGAAGCGCCAGGAGCUGCUAGAAGAGAUGAAGCGACGGGAGGAAGAGCAAUGUACCUUUACCCCACGCUUGAUCGCACGGAGGUCCAAAAGCUGCGGACGCAUGGAGCAGGGGAGACCUCCUCCAGACCUUGCAUCGCCUUGCAGCGGUCGAUGGCAGGACUGGCUGGACCAACAGCUGGAAAGCCGGAAGAGCAAAUUGGAAUCCGUGGAGCUGGAAAUGUAUCGCGAUGUGACGCACCAGCCGCAGAUCACACGAAGGUCUCGGAGGUUGGCGAAAGAACGUGAGGCGGAAACCAUGAGCGUUUUCGAUCGACUCUAUCACGUGGCAAGGGAACGUUCGAAAGCCAGGAAGGAAUUAGAGGCGCAGAAAACCAUGGGGCAUUUUGCGGCAGUGGAUUGCGGAGACCCCGAAGUUGAGAAGUCCCAGGGCACGCGGACAGGAGCUCCCAGGGCCCGGAGAGGUGUUUCCCCAAUUUCCAACGUCGACUUUGGUCGAGCUGUUCCCCAUGUUCGCAUCGCCGCGAAAAGCUACCUUUGGGGCUCGGUGCAGCAAGAACUUCGCUGCGACCGUCGUCGCGUCUCGUCGCAUCGCAUGAAAGCUUUCUCGGAGGGCGGUCAGCGGCGCAUGCGGCUCAAUGUCGUGGCACAUUUGAGCAAUCAGGUGGCUGCCCGAUUUCUGGUGGUGGUCGACGAAGAUGAUCGAAUCGAGACGUUGUAUACCAAGGUGCACCAGAGCUUACAGCGCAGUGGCGUCUAUGGGACUAUCGCCGAGGUGAGAAACAGCUUCCAGGCGAUGGUGCCCAUCGACUACGCCUUGGGCGACAUCUUCCGCGAUGGCGAAGAAGUGGUCGUGAUCCUACGGGGAGAAGAUGGCCAGCUGUUUCAGGAACGCGUGCGCGAGGUCCAGGGCACGGUCCCAACGGCCCUGCGUCGUGGCGAGCGGGUGGCCGACUCCAGCCCUUCACGGAGGCUGGCCAUGUCCGCCCGUUCCAUGGCCUCCGAAGGCUCCAUGCGGCUACCGUCCCGCCCCGAGCCGGAGCUGUCGAGUCGCGAGCCGCGUCAGCCGGGAAGGAUGAUCCCGGUGACUGCGCACGUCACUUUGCCCAGGGGCUUGCGACCAGACGAUGACUCGGAGGAGGAGGAUGACUGUCCACUGGCACCGGCGGAAGACGCGCCACUGGAGGACUAUCCACCCUUGCCACGGCCGCCAGAGCGGCCGGGCAUGGAAGCGGUGCCGGGCCCUGUGGAGCAAUUGGAGAUGGAACAGAUGCCUUAUCAGGCCAUGAAGGUGGAUCACCCGUGCGAGCCUGUGCAGCUCAACUGCUAUGACGACGACUGGUUGGUGGAGCAUCUCACCCCCAGGCUGAGGGAUUUCAUCAUGCAACGUUUCCAACCGGACUUGGUCACGGAGCCCAAAUACGUGGCUUCCAUCGGAAAGUACGUGGGCGCCAAAUUUCUGCAGAGCUCGGGUGCCUUCGUCUCGGUCUUCAUGCGACCGCAGACGGCGCUCAGAAGUGACCCCGGCGCCACCCUGCCAGUGCACUACAACAUCCCAAAGUCGGAGCUGAACAUGUUCCAGCGCAAGGUGGAGAGCCACAUCGAGGAGUUGCUGCAGCACCAGGAGCUGAUCCACGCCUCGCUGCGGGCGCUGCAGCAGCUCCUGGCCAAGGGCAUGGCGGAGAGUGACGUGGUUAAUGUGAUGAUGCCCGUGGACUAUCACGCCUUUCAAGAGGUGGAAGGUGCCAUGAUUGAAGCUGAUCAGCCCCUGUUGCCUGUGGCGGAUGGACGCCGAGCGGUGGUGAUCAUCGACACGUCUGCAGCUGUGGCGGAGCAUUUGUUUUACGUCAAGGCUGGAGUGAAGCGAGCGCUACACGUCCAUAUGCCAAAGAAGGAGAGCUUUCAGAUGAUCCGCUUCGACCAGCGGGGCGAAGCGCGCUUGUGGGCACAAGAUAUGAUGGCUCCCACGGAGAUGGCCCUGCAAAAAGCGGAGGAUUGGGUUGAUCAGUUGGUCCCUGUCGAAAGGUCCAACUUGGUCGAGGCUGUUCGCUUUGCCUUGUCCUUCAGAUGCGAUGAGAUCUACAUCAUUUCCAGCGCAUCGUUCCGACAGAUCGACCAUGAAAAGAUCCUGGCGACCGUUCGCUUCCUCAACAAGCGUGAGGCAGCCAUUCACGCCAUAGGUGUUGAACCUGACGCCCAUGGUGAGCUGCUGCUUAGGAAUAUCUCGGAGGGCAAUCAUGGGGACUUCACCCUCAAGUCCUUCCGCGACCAAGGUAUUGGGACGGCCAUUCCAGGUCAGGAUAGCAAAUGGACAAGUUGGCGAACGAUCCUGGUGAACCAGAAGGCUCAAGAGAUGUCUAACAGCUUCAAGCAGCAGACCAUGACCAUCGGCAGUCAGAUCCGGGUCCUGGAAGUGCUGCUGCGAGAGGAAGGGAAGUUCGAAACAGCCUGGCGAGAGGAAAAGACCUGUGUGGUGAGACUCCUGUCGAAGGUACAGGAGAACCCUGAUCGCGACAUGGUGAAGGAAUUGGAACGGAGAACCACGCAGACGGUGUCUGCACGUGUGGGUGGCGGCUUUUUAUACCACGCACAACAGGUGGAGCUGGGAAUGGAGAAGCUCUUCGAACACAAAUCGUCCGCACCCUGGAGCGCGCAAAGUGACUGCACCGUGGCCAUUGGACCCAAGGUGCCGCGCCCAGAUGUGGAGCCGCGCCGCGCCAAGUUCCCGCCCUCCUCCGACGAGCUGCCCCUGGCGCCCGAGGAGAUGCCUCAGCCUCCGGACUACCCCAAGGCACCGCCGCCUUGUCCCGACUAUGUGCCGCCGAAAGAGCGCAGGUGCCCACCGUGUCGACUGCGAAGAGCUACAGGGUCUCACUCGAGAUCGGGGCUAUUCAAGGACACAGGGGUGCCCUGCCCCGACUUUGUGGAAGAACCACGCAGAAAAUAUGGGGCUGGGAAUCCGAGGAAUCCAUGGGCAGAGCGGAACUUGAGGCUGGCCUUGGCGUAUGCCAACAAGCGGUCGCCCAAAUGUCCCAGGCGGAGGAGCGAACCACGCUUGAAGCGCGGGCAUUCCCUUCAAAGCAAGACGGUGUCAGCCAGAGUUGGCGGUGGUUUCAUAUAUCAAACGCAGGUCCGCGUUCCACGGCCAAGCUCCGGGCGGGAACCCCCGCCCGUGACGGUGGAGGUUGACUUGCCACGGCGGCGACCACCAAACGUCGCCGUCGCUUGCGUCACUGCACCUCCCUCGCCGUUGCCCAGGCGAUGGUCCUUUUGA
This is a messenger RNA of Cladocopium goreaui, 4626 nucleotides long. The record is from the annotation of a GenBank genome assembly. Lineage: Eukaryota; Dinophyceae; Suessiales; Symbiodiniaceae.